Messenger RNA from Drosophila bipectinata, 4616 nucleotides. RefSeq names its product ocelliless (gene oc). Gene Ontology annotation, molecular function: DNA-binding transcription factor activity, RNA polymerase II-specific; RNA polymerase II cis-regulatory region sequence-specific DNA binding. Gene Ontology annotation, cellular component: nucleus. Lineage: Eukaryota; Metazoa; Arthropoda; Insecta; Diptera; Drosophilidae. The record is from RefSeq and is a predicted model, not a curated record. Gene Ontology annotation, biological process: regulation of transcription by RNA polymerase II.
GUGUCUCGCAAUUCAUUUCCAGAGUAACUUUCGUGCCGCUCGGGUUGUUUUUGUGCGUCCGUCGCUCAUACACGCUCGUUACCGUUAAACGUUGCCGUACCCGUGACCGUAACCGCCUGACGCUCGUUGCCGCUCGCAGUUAGUAUUCGCCGCGUUCGCCGCAGCAGUAGCAACAAGAGGGCAUCGUCGCCAAAAACCCAAACACACACAAAACACAAAGAAAGCCUAACAAAACUAGCGGUAAACAAAAACCAAACACAAAACCCAGAUAUCAUCAGAGAUACAAUAUCUCUCGGAUACAGGAUAUACAUAUGGAAGUGUGCCAGUGAUUUUUUUAUGGUGUCCUCAGUGCCAAAACGAAAAGAAAAGUCCAAAGCCAUAUAAACAUCAACAAUAAUCGAAAAUAAACAACUGGAAUACUGAAAUAUCUCAGAGGUCUAUCUGCGGACGAAGAUAUAUCCGAAGUAUCUGCCUGGAUCUUGUUUCAAGUCCAUAUCGCCACUUGGAAUAACAGCAACGAUUUUGGUUCUAGUUUUGUUUGUUUUUUUUUCGAUUGAAGAACAACGGAGAAAAGGCCAAGACUAAGCGGGUAAGCUAAACAAAAAUCGGAAAACCAAACACACAAAAAAAAGAAAUUCGAAAAACGCAACACGGAUCACCGUAUACGGUUAACGGAAGACGGAGGCCGGACGGAGGAUACAGGAUAUAUAGGUGGAUAUAGCCGACGGCCAGUGGAUCCUCACAGCUUCAACGUGGCGCUCCAUUCGACCGAGGCCUUGAUGGCGGCCGGAUUCCUCAAAUCGGGCGAUUUGGGCCCCCAUCCGCACAGUUACGGGGGCCCGCAUCCCCACCAUUCGGUGCCCCACGGUCCCCUGCCGCCCGGAAUGCCGAUGCCAUCGCUGGGCCCCUUCGGCCUCCCACACGGACUGGAGGCCGUCGGGUUCUCCCAAGGUAUGUGGGGUGUAAACACAAGGAAACAACGUCGCGAACGUACCACAUUCACACGCGCCCAACUGGACGUCUUGGAGGCACUCUUUGGCAAGACCCGUUACCCCGACAUCUUCAUGCGGGAGGAAGUGGCCCUCAAAAUAAAUCUGCCAGAAUCCAGAGUACAGGUCUGGUUCAAAAAUCGCCGCGCCAAGUGCCGCCAGCAGUUGCAGCAACAACAGCAAUCGAACAGCCUGAGCAGCUCCAAGAACUCCAGUGGAAGCGGCAGCUGCAGCGGCGGUGGCAGCUCCUCCAACAACCGCUCCAACAGCAACAACAACAGCUCCUCGCAGAACAACAAGUCCGGCGGUGGCCAGCAGAAUAAGAGCCAGUCAAGCCAGUCCUCACAGGGCGUGGGCAGCGGAGGAGGCGGAGGUGGCAGCGGCGGCAAUGUUGGCGGCUCAUCCGGUUCCGGCAGCAGCAACUCGGCGGCUGCGGCGGCGGCAAAUGCCGCUGCGGCCGUGGCUGCCGCCCAGCAGUCGAUCAAGACGCAUCACAGUUCCUUCCUGAGCGCCGCCGCAGCAGCAGCUGCCAACAAUGCCAGCCAGUCAACCAGCAACAGCAGCCAGUCGAACAACGGCAAUCCCGGCGGCUCCACGCCGAACAGCUCCAGCAGCAGUAGUCAGACGGCAGGUGGCGGAGGGGGCGGCGGUAGCGCUAGCCACGCCCAUCUGUCGGCGGCAGCGGCGGCGGCGGCGCUGAAUGUGACGGCAGCCCAUCAGAACUCCAGUCCGCUGCUGCCGACGCCGGCCACGUCCGUGAGUCCCGUGAGCAUUGUUUGCAAAAAGGAGCACCUGACCGGAGGCUACGGCUCCGGCGGAGUAGGCUCUGGAUCUGGCGGAGGCCUGAACCUCGGUGGAGGCGUUGGCGGCGGCGUGGGCGGUGUUGGCGGCGUCGGUGGUGUUGGAGGCGUGGGCGGUCUGGGAGGCGUUGGCCAGGACCUGUUACGGUCGCCAUACGACCAGCUGAAGGACGCCGGCGGCGACAUCGGCGCCGGAGUGCACCAUCACCACAGCAUCUACGGAUCGGCGGCCGGCAGCAACCCCCGACUGUUGCAGCCCGGCGGCAACAUCACACCCAUGGACAGCAGCAGCAGUAUCACCACACCCUCGCCGCCCAUCACCCCGAUGUCUCCGCAGUCUGCGGCCGCAGCAGCGCACGCCGCCCAGUCGGCCCAGUCCGCCCACCACUCGGCCGCCCACUCGGCCGCCUACAUGUCCAAUCACGACUCGUACAACUUCUGGCACAACCAGUACCAGCAGUACCCCAACAACUACGCCCAGGCGCCCAGCUACUACUCCCAGAUGGAGUACUUCAGCAAUCAGAACCAGGUGAACUACAACAUGGGCCACUCCGGAUACACGGCCUCCAACUUCGGACUGUCGCCGUCGCCCUCGUUCACCGGCACCGUGUCCGCCCAGGCCUUCUCGCAGAACAGUCUCGACUACAUGUCCCCGCAGGACAAGUACGCGAAUAUGGUGUAGAAUCUACUGUUCCAGUACUGCAGCAACAGCAGCAGCAGCAAUACCAACAGCAACAGCAACAACAACAGCAGCGGGGGCAGUAACUCCGGAAGCGGCAGUGACAGUUCACCCAUCCUGGAGCAACAGAAUCUGCACCAUCACUACAACAUCCAGCACCAGCAUUCACACCAGCAUCAACAGCAUCUGCACCAGCAACACCCUCAGCAACAUCACCAGUUGCAGCACUCGAAUCUCCAGCAACAGCAGCAGCAGCAGAAUCUCCACCAUCAGCAGGAUCAGAAUCUGGAUUCUACUUUUGGGUAAAAUGGGUGCUACAGGUCACCCACCUGCAGAUACAUAUCCCCCUGCUACAUGGACAACCUUGAAUGUUUACAGCCCUCAGAUGCAGCUACCAAAAAUGCCAUUUGGUGGAAUUAGUGCUAAAUAUUCCUAAAAAAAAAAAAAAUAAUACUUGACGGGCGAGUUUCGAACCCUUUACUCUGCACGACUCUAAGAAUACUCCCUUCUUAGCACUGAAGCCACCAGAAGGCCUUUGAAGAGCAAACCCAAGACAUUAGGGCUGAUAUUUUUUUUUAAACUUUUUUUUUGUAGUUAACGAGAAUUUUUUUUUAACACUUAUACAUAGAAAACCCCUUAACAUAGAAGAGUGUAUAAAAUAUAGAAACGGAGGAGCGAAGUUACAAGUUUAUACAACCCAAGACAUAAACAUAAAUCUAAACUUAUAGGUAUUAUAGAUCUAGCAUAAGCAGCCAGGAUCAACGAAGUAAAUGAGUGAUAACAUAAAUAAAAAAAGUAUAAAAAAAUAUAAAAAAAUCCUUAAAACAUUUGUUAAAAUUCAAGCAGUAAGCUACAUGCAGCAAUGCAACUGCAUGGCGAAGAGAAAAAUUAAUAUAUAAGUGAAGCGAGAAAGGUGAGGAGGAGGAUUUUUAAAUGCAAUACGUAGACCAUUCCAUGGUACAGCCAGGGGGUUGGGGAGGAUCCGAAAACAGGGAGGGAUCCGAAUGAAAUAGAGCUGUUCGAAGACCCCGGGGGUGGUUAGAGAGAGCUCAGCAUAUCAUAAAGCUAAAAACUUAAUUCCAAUUUCAAGUUCUUUAAACCAAACUAAACAAAAAGAAGUUUCAAGUUCAAAUCAUCAUUUUGUCGUCUUUAUAUAUAUAUAUAUAAAAUAAAAACAAAAAUCGAUAUUUAUACAUAACAUUUAAAAAAUAUAUAUAGAGAAUACGACCCAAAAUCAGCUAAAAACGAAUUAACAUUUCAGACUUUAAAAGCAAAAAAUAAUAGAAGAAAGCAAAAGUAUUUAGCAAGUAAGCGAGAUGAUGAAAUUAAAAGCUAAAAUCUUCACAUACCCGAUCGAAGUAUAUAUAUAUAUAGAAAUAUAUAUAGGAAAUUUUAUUGAAAAUAAAAAAACGAUGCCAGAAUCCAAAAGAAGCAGACAGCAUGAAAAUAUUUAUAAAAUAAUUUAAACAUAAUUUUUAAAAAACGUGUACAAAAACCUAAAAAAAAUACAUGAGAAAUUCUUGGGAAAAUAUAUAUAUAUAUAUAUUAUUGAUAUAUAUGUGUGUAAAUGUUCUUCAUAAAGUACGCUAAAAGAUUUAUAAAUAUAUAUAUAACUAAUUAACGAAAAACUUUUGUAACAUUAAAACAAAAACACACAAGAGUUAGUUCAAUGGACGGUUUUCUUCACAUUUUUUGUUUAGUUUUAAUUUCAAUUUAAUUGUAAUUUAAGCUUAACAAUUUGUUUAAAAAACACUCAUACACAGCCACAGCCACACACACACCUAAACAAUUACACACACAGACACACUCAAGAAGAAAGGAAAAUGUAACGAAAUCGAAGAAUAUUUAGCAUUUAAUUCUCUAAAACUAAGAACUUUUUUUUUCUGCGGGUUAAAUUUUAAGCGAAAAACAAAAAGACGAUGGAAUGAGAAAAGAUCAGAAAAAAAUAAACAAAACUAGUUGAUAAUAUUUAAGAGCGGAUCCGUAUACAUAAAUGUAUGUAUCGCUAUAUACAUACACAUUCAGCGUAUAUAUAUGCACGAUCCCUAUAUAUAUAUUAUAAAUAAUUAUAUGCUAAUGUUUAAGCAAACUGGUUAAUUCUUUUUUUUUUUUAAUUAUAAAACCAAAAGAAAAACUAAAAUAAUUGUA